Molecule: messenger RNA, 1710 nt
Organism: Engraulis encrasicolus (European anchovy)
Lineage: Eukaryota; Metazoa; Chordata; Actinopteri; Clupeiformes; Engraulidae
Gene: nudcd2
Product: NudC domain containing 2
Exons: 4
Coding region: 218-691 (157 amino acids)
Biological process (GO): protein folding
Cellular component (GO): cytoplasm
Source: RefSeq, a predicted model, not a curated record
AUAGAUGUAUGGUUAAUCAGUGCAUUCGUGAGAGUAGUGAAGGAAUAGUCAAUCACACUGGUCAUGAUGAGUGUGUUGAGGGAUGUGAAAGAGUUAUUCAAUUUUGCUGAAAUGUUUGAUUGAGAGCAAGUAGACUGUAAAUACAUCACGGUGUUGUUUCAAUACAACGUUUAGACUAUUUUAGAGCGGUGGAAAACCUCUGCGUACAGCGAGAAACAUGUCAGCACACUUUGAAGAGAAAAGUGGUGCUGUUCCCUGCAAAACACCAUGGGGAUCAUGGUACCAAACGAUGGAAGAGGUUUUUGUAGAAGUUGAUGUUCCCAACGGGACGACUGCUAAAGAAGUGAAAUGUUCUCUCGGUAGUAAACAGGUAGAACUGCGCGUCAAAGGACAGGAGGUUUUCAAGGGUAAAUUAUUCAGCACUACUGUGGAAGAUGAAGCAAUGUGGACGUUGGAGGACCGGUGUCUGAUCCGAAUCGUGCUGAUGAAGACGAAUCGAGAAGCUGGAAACUGCUGGACGUCGCUUCUAGAAGGCCAGUAUUGCGCCGACGCGUGGGUCCAGGACCAGAUGCAGAGAAAGCUGACGCUGGAGCGGUUCCAGAGAGAGAAUCCUGGGUUUGACUUCAGUGGUGCAGAAAUAUCUGGAAACUUUGCGGGCGGAGGACCCGACUUCUCCAACCUUCAAAACUGACAAUGAAAUGGAGACUGGUGUUAUCCAUGUUGCCUUUGGAGCACAUCACAGGAAUUGACAAAGGACUUUCAACAAAUCUUCAAGGAUCGUUUGUUGGUAGAGGUCACUGGUGUGACUACAAAAGCUUCAGAUCAUAAAAGAUUCUAAUGGUCAUGUUGACUUGGAAAACACAUUUUUAUUGAGCCACAAGUGUGUUCCGUUUUUUUUUAUUUUUUUUUUUAAGAUUUGUAAUAAAUAGGCUUGAUAAAGAUUGCUGCUUUUCAAUAAAACUUUUAUUGAAAGGUACAGUUGAAACAAGCUUCUAAAUGAUUUGUUUGCAGGCUUUUCCAGCGAUCACUGAAUGAAACUGACAGUCAAAAACAUGCCAUUUCCUUUCAAAAAACCAUUAUUCAUUGGAAAACAGAACUCAGAUUGGUUAAGUCUUCCUUCAGCCAACUACUUUAUUGGUUGUAAGUUGUCCAUCCAUACAUUCUCAAAUCAUAUUGAAUUUCACACGCGCUGUUAGUACCUGUAGCUAACUUAGUAUGUGAUCCAACACGUUAAAAAGAAAUAAAAAAAAGAAAAAAAAAAGUUACAAAACAUGCAUCAUAGCCAACUUCACUCAGAUGGCUAGGCCAAAAAAAAAAAAAAAACCUUCACGUAAGUUUUUUUCCAUUUUAAAUUCACCUUGGGUAGGAGUGUGCAUUAAGACAGUUCAGCAGCCUAGGGUGGAAGUUAAGGGUUUUGGGCCUGAUUUCUUGGUUCCCUGAUGUUUCAACGAUGUUCACAAAACCCUUCUCCCUCCUCUUCCACAUGGUGGACUGAGGACCUAGGCGGUUCCAUACUUUUUAAUUGCUUUAAAACAAAAACCGGCGCCAAUCGCAGAGCGCAGAUUCAGGAGAGAACAUACUGUACAUUAGUGCGGCCAACACUCCAGCUAAGGGAGCGUUGCCUUCCAACCCACUCUAAACUAGAUUAUCACCAGUCAGUGCAGAUCUAAAAUAAAUAAAGAACACUAGAAAGAGAGAGCGAAAAAAAAA